Acaulospora morrowiae is the source of this 1782-nucleotide messenger RNA. NCBI's taxonomy places the organism in Eukaryota, Fungi, Glomeromycota, Glomeromycetes, Diversisporales, Acaulosporaceae. The record is from the annotation of a GenBank genome assembly.
AUGUCAAAAAAAGCAAGUCGAAAAUCGUUUAUCACGAUUGUCAACGAAAUACAUCAGGCUUAUGAGAGAAUGAGAGAUUUAUACAAAUUCGUGGAGUACAAUCGACGAAUAUGUGAUGCUUUGAUAUGUAGGGUUGACUCUGUCGAGUUUAAAUUGCGAGAUAUGUUGAAAAUUCGAAUAAAUGAAGAUAAUAAAUAUUAUGAAAAUAUGAAAAUUUAUAGCCAUGAUAAUUAUUUCACAAUGCAGCAACUUUUGACUAAUAUUCAUGAUAUGGAAAAGUUUAUUGAUGAACUGUCACAUUUAAGAACUUACUUUACGGGAAAAUCAAUUGAGACCACUUUUUAUGAGUUAACAAAAAGGUUUGAUAUAUAUAUAAAAACCUUGAAUGUUAAGAUAGAUGUGGACGUUAAUUCUGAAUCUGUAUUGUUAACGAUGGAUAUUAAGAGUUUUGAAAAGAACAAGUUAUAUCAUAAUAAAGUUAAAAAACCUGAUGAGAUAAAUCUAGAUUCCAUUAUAAAACAAGACUCUCUGGCAUCAUCCCCUGCAGAGCAAGACUUUUUCGUCAAUCCUUUAAGGAUUAACUAUGAAACUAAGAUCAAUGGCCAAAAAAAAGUAAACAUACUAGGUUUAAAUGUUUAUUGUGAAGUAGAAGGCCACAGACAAUCUGAUAUUGAAUUAUUGGAAUUAUUGCAGUUGCACGAAGAAGAAAUUUUUAAUGUUCUUCCAACCAGUGCGAUUGGAAUAGGGAUUACCUUUGUAAAGUCAUAUCAAGAGCCUUCCAUCAUUCUUUAUGUCAAUACGUUACCUGAACUUUCCGAACAAACCAUUAAAAAUUUUUUUGAAAUAUUACAACGACCACCAGAAGAUAUUGUUAUUUGCCAAUUACUCGACGAAGAUAAUCUUAAUAAUAGUGACGAACGAAGCAAUAAUGACAACUCUAGUAGAAACUUUAGGGUAGAAAAGGAAGAUAAUAAUAGAGAAAGAGAAAAUAAUUCUGAUAGGGACAAAGGAGAAAAUAAAGAUAGUAAGGAUGAUUCUAAUGGAGGCAAGGAAUAUAACAAAGACAAUAAGGGUGACUCCAACGAAAGUCAGGGAGUUAAUGAUGAAAAUGGAAAUGGAUUAAACAAAAAUAACAAAGGCAAGGAAAAAGAAGAUGGUGGAAAUGGUGGAGAUGGUGGAGAUGACCCAAAUGACGCGAAUGCUACGAUGUCAUACGGAACUAUUGACGCAAACGCUUCUGCUAAUAUUACGUCUAGCAAUGACAGUAAUUCAAUUGGUCAGGUAGUUACUAUACAUUUUAUGUUGAGUAUGUGGCAUCCAGGGAAUAAAGAUAAUAAAUUAGAAUUUGAGAUCUCUAAAAUAAACUUUUCAGGUGGAGAGAUGUUAUCUGAUCGAUUUAAAAAAAUCAGCGGUGAAGGAUAUUACCCCGUUGAAGCUAAAAUUAACUUCAAAGCCUAUCAUAACUGUCAGCAAGACAAUACUUCUGUUUUAAUUACUGUUGAAGAAUCCUCUCCAUAUAGUGAGAUGGGAUAUAUGCAGAUUUCAUUGUCAAAAGUAAAAUGUUUAUCAACUAAUCCUAAUCGAGGCUUUAGAGAAAUUACAUGGAAACAUCACAUAAGAAACGAGGAAAAAAAGAUUCCUGAUUACUCACAAGUACCAAUACACAAGGCCCACUUUAGAUACGCAAAAGAUCUUGUAAAAGAGUUCGAAUUUAAGACGGAAUUAACUUUAGAAUUUAAGAAAAAAUGGUUUUCGAAGGAAUUAAUGUUGCGUCGGUCUCGU